AUGCCUGGUCCGCCAAAACUAUUGACUAGCAGCAUGCUGGAUGGCCCGUACGUACCCCCACCACAGCAUUGGGAGGAGCGUAUCCGAAGCGAACUUAUCCAUUGCGCCAAAAGCAAUGUAUUGCAGCUGCGAGUACGGGGCCCUCCACUCAGUCCUACCCUAGAUAAUGCCUAUCGCGAGGUUAGCGACGAUCUAAUGUUCCUCUUCGAAAAAUAUCUGAAGACGAAAUACAUGUCCUACCCUCAGAUGGAGACAUUCGUCGAUACAUUUCUAGUUGGCACAACCGAUGAGUGGGUGGCAAGCGUACGUAAGAAGAUGAAAGGAAAACGGGAUCGUAGAGCCCUGAAAACCAUCGUCGACUUCUGUGAAAAGAGGGAAUUUUGUGAGGACUCUCCGGGAUACAAUUGGGUUCGACAUGGCGAUGUCGGAGACAAAUACGACAAGAGAAAGCAGGUGAAUCUGCCACCGGGCUGUGGCAAGUCCAUUUUGGACAUCAGUCGCGUCCUUCCGAACCAUGAGCUUGUGGAACUAGGAGGACGUGAACAGCCAUUCUUGAAGCAUCCAAAGCAGCUGCUUGACGAGAGGAAGCCUCUGAAAGCAAGCGUCGACUCUACAAGCAUCAUUCAGCCUGAAUUUCCCCCUAAGCAAGAGGCGUUUUAUCAUCCGCGGAAUGUACGGCGACCCCGUCGAGUCAACCGGAAAUGCAAUUUUUAG
This is a messenger RNA of Bacidia gigantensis, 714 nucleotides long. RefSeq lists its product as uncharacterized. The transcript has a single exon. Bases 1 to 714 code for a protein of 237 amino acids. NCBI's taxonomy places the organism in Eukaryota, Fungi, Ascomycota, Lecanoromycetes, Lecanorales, Ramalinaceae. The record is from RefSeq and is a predicted model, not a curated record.